UGUGUGUAUAUGUGUGUUUAGCAUAGCCGCGUAGUAGCAGAGACUGAAAUUUUAUAGCUUCAUGAUAAACAGUUGUUUAGGUUGUUUGUUCCGCUCCACAUGACUCUCGGCGAAUGAAGUGCGGCAUGGAAGAUGAAAAGUUAAAAUACACAUUUCGUGAAUUCAUAUGAUUAGUGCGCGAAGAACAGAGUUUCGUGUGCUAUGAAAUGUCGACUGGUGUGAAAAUACAAGACCGUAACCACCAAAUUAUUAGUUUUCAGAAAUAAAUAAAAAAUAAAUAAUUUGCAUCGAAAAUGGCUGAGCUGAUCAACGAAGACGCACAGGCUCAUCCUAAAAGUAUCAAAUUACCACCGGCAGUUGAAGUUUUUGCAAAUUUAAAGAACGCCCAAAAAUUUGCUAUCGACAUAGGACUUUCGUUAACAAAAAUAGCUUAUUAUUCAACUGUAAAUUAUCGUCGAGCUCUUUAUGGGAGUGAUGGUACCGGAACCAGUGGGGAAAGGGCAUACAAAGUGUACGAAGGUAGCAGAUUACAUUUUGUAAAAUUUGAGACAAGAUACAUUGAAAACUGCUUAGAUUUUGUAAAAGAAAAUUUGGUCAAUGUUGAGAGAUUCGAGGGCAAAAGUAUCAAAGUGACAGGUGGAGGAGCUUUUAAAUAUGCACAGUCGAUACAAAAAAAAUUAGGACUCGAAGUGGACAAAGAAGAUGAAAUUUGCUGUCUCAUAAAAGGCUGCAAUUUUUUACUAAAAAAUAUAGCAUUCGAAGCUUUUGAAUUCGAGAGAAAUGGAGACCCUGAGUACAAAUUUCGGAAAGCUGAACCUAAUAUAUUUCCUUAUCUUUUGGUCAAUAUCGGUAGUGGAGUGAGCAUUUUGAAAGUUGAGUCUGAAGAAGAAUUUGAAAGAGUUGGUGGCACUGCUACAGGUGGAGGAACUUUCUGGGGAUUAGGAUCUUUGCUCACUAAAGCGAAGGGUUUCGAUGAAUUGUUGCAACUUGCAGAACGAGGCGAUCAUCGAAAUGUUGAUAUGUUGAUCAAAGAUAUUUAUGGUGGGGAUUAUUCUUCUCAAGGUUUAUCCGGAGACAUUAUUGCAUCAUCAUUCGGAAAAGCUAUGGCUUUGAACAAUAUUCCAGGUGAAAGAAGUUUUUCCGAAGCCGACAUCGCGAGAAGUUUAUUAUUGACGAUAAGCAAUGACAUUGGACAAAUAGCAAGUCUCUAUGCGUCUCUUCACAACAUGGAAAGAGUUUACUUCGGUGGAUAUUUUUUACGAAAUCAUCCUCUUUCUAUGCAUACGAUUUCGUUCGCCAUAAACUAUUGGUCAAACGCUAAAGUAAAACCACUGUUUCUCCGACAUGAAGGUUAUCUCGGAGCAAUCGGAGCUUUUUUGUACGGUGCAGAGCAAUCGGAUAAGUACAGUUGGCUCGAGAAUUACGCGGGUUCCUCAGGGUUCAAGGAUUCGAUCGCAACGAACCUUGGGAUCGAAGUCGAUCAGCUGGAAAUCGACAGAGCCGAUAAUGCCGUUACUUUUUGUCCUCUUCUCAAAGAUCCUACGACGUACAAUCCUGAUACUACAGACCUUGCUAAGGAUAAGGAAGCUAGAGAUUACUGGUUACGAUGUUUCGAAGAGUCUGUUGAUAAAUUUGUGGCACGCGCUAUUCACAGCCAGCCACAAAGUCCCACUGCCAAAGAUCGAGCGAGUAAACUUAAGGAAAAAUACGUCAAUCGUCUGCACUAUCUACAUCUUCAACCAUUCGCUUAUGGCACUCUGACAGUUCGAACUUUACUCGAUACAAUCGAACAUUGUAUGAAAGAAUUCGAUUUUCCAGAUCCAUAUUUACAACAAAAGAAGCAAGAAAAUGAGGAAGCUCUGCAACAUUUGAAAGAUCGAAUAAUCUUCCUUGAUUCGUUGCAAGGCGCUGAUAAAAUAAAGGCACUCGUAAUGGGCGUUCUCGCCGGUAAUAUGUUUGACUGGGGUGCCAAAGAAGUCGCCAUUCUCAUGGAAACUGCUGAUUUCCAUUUUGAACAGGCCCAAGAAAAAAUACCUGAUAGACCAUGGCUUAAAGACAAUCUGAACGAAUGGACGGAAAGAUUACAGAACGGUCCGCCACACAGAUGCGCUGCUAUUUUCGUUGAUAACAGCGGUGUCGAUAUCAUCCUCGGAAUUUUGCCUUUCGCACGAGAUUUAUUGCAACGAGGAACAAAAGUUAUACUGUGUGCCAAUUCAAUGCCAGCAUUAAACGAUGUUACUUAUCCUGAAUUGGUAGUGACGUUACGUGAUGCUGCAAAAAUUUGCGGUUUGAUAAAACGUGCGCUGAAAGAGAAACGUUUAAUUGCUAUGGAAACUGCUCAAGCAGGCCCGUGUUUGGAUCUGAGUCGAUUGAACUUGGAACUGUGUAUGACGAUGGUGAAGCAAAACGUCGAUCUCGUAGUAAUUGAAGGAAUGGGACGUACAUUACACACGAAUUUGUACGCGAAAAUGAAAUGCGAGUGUUUAAAAAUAGCAGUGAUAAAAAAUCGAUGGUUAGCGAUGCGUUUAGGAGGUGAAAUGUACGCGGUGAUUUGUAAAUACGAGAAACCGACAUUGAUUCCGCCGACGAUGUUGGAAGACGAAGAAACGAGAAAGAAGAAAACGACUGGCGAGAGUUAUGAAGAAAACCCGACAGAUUUGCCCUUUAAUUUUUGUCAUUGCAGUGCGAUGCAACAAAAUUUAACGGAGGACGAAAAAAUAUUGUACGAUCAAAGAAAGCGUGAUGUAGCGAUAAACCAGAGCGGCGAUUCAGCAAACUUGAGUGACGAGAACGACCAAAUUGCCAAACGAAAUUCUUCCAAAACGUAGAAAAUAAUGAAGAAUCAAAACUUAAGAUCCAAACCUCUGGAGUUUGGAAUAAUAAUGUAAUAAAACAAAGAAUCGAGAUUCGCGUUAAGCUGUAAAUAAAUAUAAUAUGGAGUGUUCGCGGAAGUACCGAAACAACGAGGAUUCGUUUAGUUAUUUUUAUUCUUUUAUUUUUAAAUAUUUUUGAGGAAAAAAGAAACUUCGAAAUUUACAAUUCGUAUUAAAAAUUCUUAUCUAAAAAUCAAAAUAAUUGCCAAUUUGUUGUUUAUAUGUCAUGUUGUAAUACAAUUCAACAAACAAAAACUGUUCAUGUAACCGAGCUAAACACACCUCGCUGCCUUAAGACAAAACUGUUAUCAAAAUAAAUAAUACAAUAUACGUGAAAUUUGAUCAUUUCACACGAGGAUUCAAAUGAUGUGGAUAAAGUACGAAUUACUGCGACGAGUGUCUUAAAAAUAAUGAAAAACUAUUCUGAAUUUUCGAGCGAAGGAAAUAGACCGAACAAAGUAAAAACAACUAAAUGGUUAGAUUAGUGUGAAACCAUUUUCAGAUUUCGGCGAAGAAAAUCAUCUUUACUCACACGAUAUAUGAAUGAAGACGUUGACAUGUAGAAAAAUGGGUGAAGAGCAAUGAAACAAAUGCAGACAAUAAAAAACUGAGUUUCAAGCGUA
This is a messenger RNA of Venturia canescens, 3496 nucleotides long. RefSeq names its product 4'-phosphopantetheine phosphatase. The record is from RefSeq and is a predicted model, not a curated record. Gene Ontology annotation, molecular function: pantothenate kinase activity; ATP binding. NCBI's taxonomy places the organism in Eukaryota, Metazoa, Arthropoda, Insecta, Hymenoptera, Ichneumonidae. Bases 294 to 2828 code for a protein of 844 amino acids. Gene Ontology annotation, cellular component: nucleus; cytosol. The transcript is spliced from 12 exons. Gene Ontology annotation, biological process: coenzyme A biosynthetic process.